Molecule: messenger RNA, 930 nt
Organism: Brenthis ino (lesser marbled fritillary)
Lineage: Eukaryota; Metazoa; Arthropoda; Insecta; Lepidoptera; Nymphalidae
Source: the annotation of a GenBank genome assembly
AUGGAAAAAGACAUAAAAUCACGUUUGAUUGAAUCAGUUUGUUCGAUAAAAAAGAAAAUUAAAAAUAUGAAAAAAGAUGAAGAACUGACUAAUUUAUCAGUAAACAAAAUUUUAAGACCUGUUGUUGAGCCGUUGCAUUCACUCCUUAAAAUUGAUAAACAUAUUCAAAAUACAAUAUCGCAAAAAGAGGAUGCUUCUAAAUAUGUAGGAAAUGCAAGUUCAGAUCAUGAAAAUUUAUAUAAAACUUCAGCUAGUUUAGAUGAAGUGGAUCCACCAAAUGUGUCUGAAACUUCUAAAAAUGAUGAUAUUAUUAAAAGUCCAACUAUGAUAAAUAAAGUUUUAGAGAGGUCGUUAAAAAAGAAUGAAAUUGCAGAUAUUUAUGACAGCUUAAAUGUACCAUUUGGCGUACGCAGCGUAGGUAGAGAUUUAUUCAUGGGGAAUUCAAAAGUCAAAUUAUCCACCCUAGUUAAUCCCAGCAGUAAUGAAAAAACUAAUUUGAUAAAUAUUGAAAAUAAGCAAUAUGAACUGUCAUCCGGUUUAAGAGAAUUAUUAUUUUGUAAAAAACCUAAUUUAACAUUAGUCACAGACAAAGAUCAGCUAAUAUAUAAGGAUAUGUUGUAUAAUACAUGUGCUCAUAGACGAGAUUACAAUCCGCAGGGACAAAUAAGAGGUGACAAAAGUAUAAAAUAUGACAUUAUAAAACCUUUAUUUUAUGAAACUGAGCUAGAAAAUAAUCAAAAGUUUGGUUCUGGUAUACCAAAUUUAAAAAAAUAUGCUCGUAACACUGAUUUCAUUUAUUGGGAUGAUCCAAAUGAGUUAAUUGAAAGACUAAAAUUGCUAAUCGCUUCUAAAGACGCAGGCAACACCAGUCAUGAUAAUGAAAUAAUUUCUAUUAUUGAAGAAUUGAAGGAAGCAGGUAUAAUCAAGGAA